AUGGACCAGAACUCACCUGGCCUCCAGGGCAAGACGGCAGCUCCCCUCGGCAGCCAAAAUGAAAACCAAAAAUCUAGCCCCUCGUACCACCAGACCAAUGUGAAUGCCCCUGUGCCCAUUAUCCACACUCAAAGACUCAGCCACCAGGAACUCUCGGCGCCCACACCUAUAGUCCGACGGGUCAGCAUCCAGGAACCGCCAGCAUCUCUCUUCCUCCCUCACAGGCUCAGCACUCAGAUUUCUUCCCUGCCCACCAUCCUCCCACGAAGGACCAGUGUCCAAGAGAGCCCUUCUCAGGGUCUCCAGCCCAGCACACACGACAUGCAGUCUAUUGCCUACAGCCGCUGGCUUAACUCCAGAGAGGCCUCCUCCAUUUCCCCUACUAGCCGAUUCGGCGUCCUGAGCUCUCACGCCCUGGGUAGCGUCCGGUCAGAAAUCCAGAGCUUACAAGCCAACAAUGAAAGCCGCCAUUCCGUGACCCAGUCACACGCCCGGCCCAGUGUGGAUGUCCCCCCAUCCCUAACCCAGAGCCCAGCGGCCAGCAUCGGAAGCUUUGAGUCCUUUAUCUGGGACUCCGAGGAGAGUUUGAAAGAAUUUUCAUGUGACUCUCUGUCUAGUCAGAAUACUGAAGACAACACAACCAAGGUGCCAAGCACUGCUUCUACAAUGGGCUCGACACGGACUAACAGCAAGAGCUGGUCACUGCUUCCCAUAGGCUGGAGGCUGUUGCUCGAAGGCAAGAAGAUCAGCAGGUACCUUAGCCUGGUGCUGACUGUGGCUGGCAUGGUGAUGCUCAGCCUCAUUGCCUUGUGGCAGCCCUGGAUCCACUUCCAAGUGCCUCUGACGCCUCCAGAGGACCCCACCGGCCCCAACACCAUCCCCAUCGACACCAUCUUUUUUAUGCGCUGCCCCGACAUCUCCUGCAUGAACGAAUAUGACAAGAAUGCUUACUUGCUGGACCUGGCCUGGGCCUGCCUCCUCAUCUCCGGCAUCAUGAGCUUCUGCGUGUGUAUGGGUCUCAUCAGCACUAUAUUCUUCCCCAGCACCAACCUGCCCUUGAUGGACUUCUCUCUCUUCGUCUGCAGCCUCAUGACAGGGGUCAGCAUCAUUCUGGGGGUCCUGUUCUACCUGAUGCAAGCCCGGAAGUUCCUGCAGGAGGGCAUGACCUACAUGCUGGGGAACAGUUUCUACCUGGCCUGGAUCAACGUCUUCUUCUUCUCCAUGACUGGCCUCUUCUCCUAUCUGAACUACAUGAACUUCUGGUCCAUCCUGGCACGCCAGGCCAUAUGGUCUUAG
Messenger RNA from Acomys russatus (golden spiny mouse), 1296 nucleotides. RefSeq lists its product as uncharacterized. Bases 1 to 1296 code for a protein of 431 amino acids. The transcript is spliced from 5 exons. NCBI's taxonomy places the organism in Eukaryota, Metazoa, Chordata, Mammalia, Rodentia, Muridae. The record is from RefSeq and is a predicted model, not a curated record.